This is a messenger RNA of Triticum urartu, 3872 nucleotides long. RefSeq lists its product as uncharacterized. The record is from RefSeq and is a predicted model, not a curated record. Lineage: Eukaryota; Viridiplantae; Streptophyta; Magnoliopsida; Poales; Poaceae.
GCGACCCCGUCCAUAUCUGCUCAUUUAUCCCCACAAAGUCGAGAGGAAGAACCCUAGGUACACCUCAUGGAGAAUGCCAACCAAGGUGUGGAUCCGCACGUGCUUGAUAUAGUCAAUUGCCCGGAUUGUGGAAGGCGGGUGGUGACGUUUAUGGCGAGGCGCGGCCAUUUUGCGGGCAAGAGGUUCUACAAGUGCCGCAACCACAACCUGGGGAGAGGCGGGUGUGAUUUCUAUUGGUGGCAACAAGCAUAUGCGGAGCACUUGGCUGGGCUUGGACCGGUCGUGCCUCCAUUGGCGCAGAUCAAUCAGGGAGAAAAUGGCAUCGGAGGAGCAGAUCAAGGUGGUCAGAUGCAGCCAGCGGAUCUAGCGGGAGGCCAGCAGAUCGGAGGGCUGGAUGCCUCCAACAUGGCAUCCACGGCGGCCGAUGUUGCAAGGUCUUCGAUCCGCGUGGUGGCUGUUGGUCGGCGUCAGGAAGCCAUAACUCUUGAUCCCGCAUUUAUCAAUAUGGUCAUGUCUGUCGGCAAUAUGGCUAUUUGCAUUGCCAUCCUUUACUGGUUGUGGCUGCAAUCGUGAUCGAUGCGCUUGAUGAGUCGAUCCAAUAUUAGCAGCUUAUGGAUGCUUAGUAGGUGUCAAGGGUUAAGUAGUAUUAGUGGUGUGCGCGUGUUAGCCAUAUGCUUUUGGCUUGGUAACCUUGUUGCUUGUACGUUUGGACCUAUGGCUAGUUUUAUUUAAUGAAAUGUUGGUAAUGUAGACGUAAUGAUGGACAACAUCUGUAGUAUGUUUCCUUCUUUAAAAAAUUCAGCAAUGAAUGCUUUUAUUGCAUGCAGUCCACGUGGAUGGGGGGCACCUACCCAUGUGCCUACAACAACUAGCGUUUUGAGCCAUGAAGUAACACGUACCACAGAGUCGGGGAGUUUCAGACGGUGAUGUUACUCACCAACCACCCGGCUCGCAGCUGUUUUCAUUUCCCCAGCCCCAUUCACAUUCCCAUCGACUUGCCAUAAUGAAUGCUCUAUGCCAGGUGUAAAGCUUGAAGGUUGCUUUCUCUCAACCAGGGGGUGUGCUGGUGGGGGUUCUCGAAUUGCAAUGUUGGUCUAGAUCUGGCUGAGUAGCUCGAUCCAGACGAACUCAUCUGCGUGAAUCGGCCUCUUGUUCUAAAGUCUUGGUUCACGGGCGUCUACGCGAGAUCGUCAGGUUAAUAGAUGGAGGAAGAGGAUGAAAACCAUGGGUGGGGAGGCGGAAGUCAUGAGCAAAUAGAAUUUACUUGUGGUGUUGCUAAAAUUCAAGGAGAUGUUUUGGAUGAUCAGAUAGGGCUGACUUUGUGGCUAUCUGUCAAGCAUGUAGUCAAGGUCGUCACAAGAUUUGAUGAGUACAAGAGAUGGCUUGUGUCUGAGAUUGGUUUUGACGGUAUGCUCAAACUUCCAAUGCUGGGGAAGAUGGAUUUAAGGAUGAGUGCGUGGAUUAUGCGGAAGGUGAAGGUUAAGCUGCGCACAAUAGUUGUUGAUGAAGAUAGGGUGAUUCCUUUUGUCCCAGAGGAUUUUCACAAAGUUUUUGGGGUGCCAUGCGGCAACCGUGCUGUUCGUGGAAGGGACCGCGAAAUCAAGACUGCAGCAGUAGAGUUCAUUAAGCUGACAAUUGGGAUGAAUGCAUCACCUGCUCACAAUUUGAAGGCGGCAAAAGAUUUUCUCAGUAGGGAUAUAACAGAGGACUCAAGCAAGAUUGAGAAGGAUUGUUUCCAGAUUUCUUUUGUUAUCUUUGUGAUGGGUUACGUAUUGUCAUCGAGCACAAAAUACGAGCACAUGACGAUUGACUUUUGGGGCGCUCUUGCCAAUACUGAAUUAAUAUCUCAAUUUAAUUUGUGCGAGUAUGCCAUUGAUAAUCUCAUGGCAGCCGUGAUCAAGUUGCAGAUGGAAUAUCAUAACAAGGCACAAGUAGUUCAUCUUUCCGGAUGUCAUUUGUUCUUUCAGAUUUUCUUGUUGGACAACAUUGAUCUUGGGAUUUUCAACAUGAUACAUUCUGUAUUCCCGCGAAUCCAGUGUUUUGACUAUAAAACGCUUCGUCAGAUGAUUACGAUGGCGCGGUGCGAGCAGCGAGGGAGUAUAACCUAUGUCCCUGGUGUUCUGCGGCCAGCAGAUUCUGUGUGCUAUGUCUGGGUCUUUGCGGCUAGCCCAUUGUGUAUGGAAGGUAAAUCAUGUCCAUCUUCACCGAAGCAACCAUCUUCAAGGAUGUCUGUGACACCUAAAUAUCAGACAUCAAAGGUUCGUUUAGAUGGGAAGACAGGGCCAUUCAACUAUCUUGGGGACCCUAUGGCUGCGCAUAAGUUAGUGGGUCCAAGUGAUUUUAGCAAGUAUGUUCGUCAGAUUUGCAAAGAUGAUCCGGCCCUGCGGGAGUUGAGCCUCAUGUUGAAGCAGCACAAUGCCAAGUGCAUGUUGAGCACGACAUUGUUAAGGAACCAGUUGCAGUCUGACAUGUUCUUUUUUGCGGAAAAAAUGGUUGAACUUGUGAAGGACCGAUGUAGAUGUUAUUCAAAUCGAGGAUUGUCGAAGUGUAUUAGUCUCCAGAACGCUGAUGCGGCUGGUAAUCACCGCAGGACAGUUUUUGAAGUUGGCCGUCGUCUUGAUAUGGGUUGUGAUGAAGUCCCCAGAAAUUCAAAUGUUGAGGAAGGCCAGCAAAGAAUGAAAAGGAUUUGUGUUGAACAGAACAAAAACAAAGAAUUAGCAGAGGGCGAGGCGCGGAAUGAAGAUGAUGCCCCUGUGUACAACAAUCCCGUGGUGGAGAGAGAACCAGAUGAUACGACGAAGAUGUUUGAAGACAGAAUUGUAGUCUAUGCAUAGACUAUCGCUGAAAUGGUUAAAUCUCUAUAUGAUACAAAUGCAGAGGAGGCAAAUUGUGUUCACUUUCAUUCAAUGGAGGCUAAGUUACCUAGGCUUAGCAUUUGGUUCCUGCACGCAUCGCCAAGGUUGUUGAGGGUAAAUGAUGUAUGUGUUCAGCAGUAGAUUGUUGGAUCGCAUGCUCUUGAUCAUGAGGUUACUACUCUUCUUCUGCGGAGGUUUCAUCAGCUUGACAUUGGGCUUGGGGGAGUAAAUACAUAUAUGAUGUGGAAGGAAGUUCUUGAACCAGAUUUUUCGACGCACGCUCUUGCUGGGGAGAAAGUAUUGCACGUGAAAGCUGUCCAGGGUGUACUUGCGCAAGCGAUUCAUGAUAUAACAACAUGUAGGAUGUUUUUUGUCCCUACCGUGCUCGAUCAAGGGUGGGCGGCGUAUAUGUGGGACAUGAUGAGGAAGGAGAUUCAUGUCCUCGACCCUUUAUGUCGCAAAGUUAUAGGUGCAGAACAACGUAAGCUCAUGCAUGAGGAGGCAGUUUCACAAAUACAUGCUGCAUUAUUCGGCUGCUUGAAUGAAUACUUUGCAAAGUGGCAUUGCACAUCUGAAAGUUGGAAGCGCAAGUUCCCAAAGAUUACAAAUGACAUUUUCACAAGGGAUGAGUCUGGAAUAUGCAUGAUGCAUGCAAUUAGGAAUUACAGUGGGGAGAAGAUGAUGUGUCCACUGACGAAGAAUAAUAUUGCAAGUUUUAGGAAAGUGGUUGCAUAUGAGGUUUUCCGGUUACGGGAUGAUCAAGGUGAAUUCAUGGCUGACGAUGUUCUGCGUGCUACAUUUGAUGAACCCGAGGAAUGAUUUGCAUGAAACAGGUUUAUGUGCUUCGGGUGUUGGGUUUUAUCACCUAGGAGUAAGUAAAUAAUGUGGUAAGACGAGUGCACUGAGAUGAAGGAAAUGCUGAAAAUCAUGUACUGUAUAUGUAUGCGAUGUAUGAUGGACUAUGUUUCAAGUAAUAAUGUUGUACUUUUUAUUUAAAUGUUUACGGAUGUGAACAAA